UACGCUGCAUCUCGACACAAAAUUUCGUCAUUUCUCUGAUGAAAUCAACUUAAAUCGCGUUGAAAACAAUAAUUUCAUAACAUGAAUUUUGUUAUGGAUAACAUUGUCUGUUGUUAUAUAUAAAUUAAAUAGUGAAAAUGUCGAGAUUAGCCUGCGUUUUACCCUUCGCCGGUUUAUUAUUGUUUCUGCAACGGGUUUCGGGACAAGCUUUUUCAGUUGAAAAGAUCGCUGUUGGAGCAAUAUUUGACCAGAACACGGAAGAGAUUCAGAAUGUUUUCAAAUACGCGAUGACUGUCCACAAUCAGAACAUUAGUACCCGUCGCCUUGAGCUCCAAGCCUACGUCGAUGUCAUUAACACUGCUGAUGCCUUCAAACUCUCACGACUGAUCUGCAAUCAAUUUGCAAGAGGAGUGUUUGCUAUGCUGGGCGCAGUUACACCGGAAUCAUUUGACACGCUUCAUUCGUAUACCAAUACAUUCCAAAUGCCGUUUGUAACACCAUGGUUUCCAGAAAAGGUGAUUCCACCAUCGUCGGGCCUUAUCGACUAUGCGCUAAGUAUGAGACCGGACUACCACCAAGCGAUCGUUGAUGUCAUUUUGCACUACAAUUGGGACGAAGUAAUCUUCAUUUACGAUUCACACGAUGGUUUGUUGCGCUUACAACAACUGUUUCAAACUAUGCAACCGGGUCGAGCCGCAUUUAAAAUAUCUCUUGUGAAAAGAAUUAAUAACCCUGAAGAUGCUAUCGAGUUCCUGAUGUCAGUUGAGGCACAUGAUCGAUGGAGUAAAAAGAGAAUAGUUCUGGACUGUAAUACUAAAAAUGCCAAGAGCAUACUCUUGGAGCAUGUUAGAAAAGUGGAGUUGGGACGAAGGACUUACCAUUAUUUACUUAGUGGAUUGGUUAUGGACGAUCAAUGGGAGAAUGAGGUUACGGAGUAUGGCGCCCUUAAUAUUACUGGCUUUCGUAUUGUUGACCACACGCGUAAAGUCGUCCGAGACUUUACUGAGGGCUUACGCAGAAUGGAUCCACGGUUCAAAGGAGCAGUUUCAGCACAGACAGCAUUCAUGUAUGAUGGUGUUCAUGUUUUAAUGGAUGCUUUGGGAAGGCUCUAUAGGAAAAAACCAGAAUCAUUUAGGGCUGCUUUACGACGCGCGGCGGCUUUAUCUAAUACGACAAAAGUCAUUGACUGCAACCCUGGCAAAGGUUGGGUUAUUCCGUUUGAAUAUGGCGACAAAAUAUCACGCCUCAUCAAAAAGACGGAUAUUGAGGGUCUCACCGGAAACAUUUCAUUUAACGAGGAAGGACAUCGACAUAAUUUUACACUACACAUUGUUGAAAUGACGGUCCAAAGUGCUAUGGUGCCGGUUGCGAUGUGGUCUGACAAGUAUGGCCUAAGUACAAUUAAAUCUCCGAAAUUCAUUCGUCUUCACACGCCAACGUCGUUUGAUACAAACAGAACAUACAUCAUUACCGGAAUCCUACAAGAGCCGUAUUUGAUGAUAAAACCAAAGGAAUUUGGACAGAGAGAGGAGCAAUUUCAUGGAUUUUCCAAGGAUCUUGUCGAUUUUAUCGCGAAAAGGCUUGGAAUAAAAUAUAUUUUCAAGACCGUCAGAGAUGGACAGUUUGGAAGUCAAACUGAUGAAGGAUGGAACGGUCUUGUUGGUGAAGUAAUUAGAAGGGAAGCAGAUUUGGCUGUCGCUCCAUUAGCUAUUACGCCUGAAAGAGAACAAGUGGUGGAUUUUACUGAGCCAUAUUUGUCUGUUGAAAAUCCGAUUAUACAAACAAAGACCCCUAAGCAGCUUGCUGAUACUUUCAGCUUUUUACGGCCUUUGUCUAAGGAAAUAUGGCUGUGCGUUUUAUUUAGCUUUUUCGCAGUCAGUAUUGUUCUAUUCCUGGUGUCGAGAUUUUCGCCACAUGAAUGGAAAAGUAUCACUGUGUCUGAUACGCGAAUCGAGCAAGCUGCCAACAGUAACAAUGAGAUUAUCUUACACAAUGAGUUUAGUAUUUGGAAUUCAUUUUGGUUUUCUCUCGGCUCAUUCAUGCAACAAGGCAGUGACGUAGUACCGAGGUCCCUCUCAGGAAGGAUUGUAGGUACAGUGUGGUGGUUUUUUGCACUGAUACUUGUAUGUUCGUACACAGCAAACCUGGCGGCGUAUCUGAUUGUCGAGAAGAUUUCCGAACCAACACAAUUUCUCACCUACAGCUCCAAAAUUAAAUUCGAAAGUGAAUUCCUUCCUAACAAUGAUCUUGUAAAGGAUCCGGAAGUAGUAAAUAAUCCACCAUUCACUAUGGACAGUCGUUAUAAGAAUUCCUGCGCUACGCCGAAAAUCUGUCGUUACAAGCACGUUGACUUCGGGAUUGCUUUGACAAAGGGAUCUCCAAUCAAAGAGGCGCUGAAUCUGGUUAUAGUGGAUCUAAAAAAAGAUGAGAUUAUUGUGAAGCUGUGGCAUAAGUGGAUGAUGGAAAUGAACAAGCCUAAGUGCGAAAAAGAGAAGGAAGAGGAAUCUACAAUGUCAGAAAUGACACUCAGUCAAGUAGCCGGAAUAUUCUACGUACUGGUUGGUGGACUAGCAUUAGCUUUGGGUGUUGCCCUUUUGGAAUUCUGUCAUCAUGGACGUAAUGAGACUCCAAGAACCGCUAAGACUUUAAGUGCAUUAAAGGCAAAAGCCAAGCUGACGGCUAAAUCGGAUAAAAAGUCGUCUCAGCGUUCUCGAGAACAGGAACGUCUUGGAUGGAAUGGAGCUGCUUUUACCGGGUAUUUCCCUGCUGGUAACCAGACUACCCAGGAGGAGGCAGUACAUGCAAGUUUCACCCACGUCUGAUCCGAGAAAAGCGGCGUUAACAAACGUCGCGAUUCACCACAAAAUCUGCCAAACCAUAUUGAGCUGUAUCAACUUUAAAACAUCGUUUCAAUACAACAUAUUCGCCUUAAAUGGUUUUUUAUUAUGUAGGUAAUCUAAACACUAAAUUAUUGACUCCUUUUAUAUUUUGGAAAUUUGAUGCGACUAGUGUUACUAAUACUAAAAUAAUAAUAAAGUUUUAGUACAUAUUUAGCCCAGCAUUGUCUUAAUAUAGUAGAGAUUUCUAUCUUUAAUAUCGUCGCUUUAAUGUCUGUUGUAAAAUGGCAUUAUAAAUUACGCAUUUUGAAAUAAUGUUUAAUGGUGUACGUACAUAUAUUAUAAUUAAUAAGAUUUAAUCUCAAGCUAUGCUCAUUUAUUAACAUUUUAUCUUCUAUAACUAUAAACUUAGAUUACCAAAAGUUCUCGUAUUGUCAUUGCAUACCAACGAUAUUAAAAAAUAUUAAUAAAAUAGGUUACUAAUAUAGCUUUUUCUUCAUUGCCUCGUAGGAUAAAAACUAAACCAUUAUAUUUAAGAAACUUAAUACUUUUUUCAAUAUUUCAUAUUAUAAUUCUGUCUUAGGAAUUAAGGAUUAAAUUAAAUACAUUUUGAUGUCAAAUUAAUGAUAUGAACUACCAUGUUUAUAGCAUUAAAUAAAUCAUUAAUUAUAAUAGAUAUCGUUAGUAAUUAAGUGACGUUUAGGACACUCGGGAUUCAGGAUUCCUGAGGAAGAAACUUUACAUGCUUAAGACAUAAAAAAAGCUUGAAUACUAACUAACCCAAUGGCCAUGCAUGAUAAAAUGAUUUUUCUCAAGCUCAAACAGAAACUUAAAUGUCUUUCAUUACAACGAAAUACAUUUAUACUAAGCGUAAUUAAAUAAAUUCGUGCAAUUACUACAAUAUUAUUAUACAAUAAACGAUGAAAUUACUACAAUAUAAUGUUACAAAAGCAAAAAUAGCUUUUCAAAAGCUUUCUACUUAUUAUAUCUAUCUAUGGAAAAUUGUAAGUUAUAUCAUAUUACUCCCUUUAAAUUUAUUUAACUUGACAGUAUAAUAUAUAUAUAAAGACCCAAUACAAAGCAAACCAAUCCCAACUACUAAAAAUAAACUCUUAAACACUUGGUAAUAGUUUUGUAAGAUCGAGUUUAAGCUUAGGCAAAUUAAAACCCAAUGAAACACGGGUCAUAAUAACUGAUAAUAAUUUGUGCCAAAGAACAUAUUAUAUAAUCAUGUACGCUCAAUUUUAAAUAUCCAUACAAGUAAUUUUUGGGUGUGCAUAACGAUAAUAAUUUGAUACAUGAAAAAGUCCGUUUUGUUUUGAUAACGGAAGCGAAGAAUGAAUUACUGGGUAAUAAAUAGAUUUUUUCAAUAUUAUUCGUAUUUGCGUAAGCAAAUUAUUAUUAAAAGUUAGUCAUGUAAUUUUAUCUAAUAGUGUAAUAAUAUCAAACCUCUUACGGUAGUAAAAUUAUCGCUUUAAAUGUUAUUAGAAAAUUCUACACGUUAACAUAAUAUCAGUGUUGUGAAAUAAAGUGUAGUGUGUGUUA
Molecule: messenger RNA, 4382 nt
Organism: Leptidea sinapis
Lineage: Eukaryota; Metazoa; Arthropoda; Insecta; Lepidoptera; Pieridae
Product: glutamate receptor 1-like
Exons: 18
Coding region: 138-2822 (894 amino acids)
Biological process (GO): synaptic transmission, glutamatergic; monoatomic ion transport; modulation of chemical synaptic transmission
Cellular component (GO): plasma membrane; postsynaptic membrane
Molecular function (GO): transmitter-gated monoatomic ion channel activity involved in regulation of postsynaptic membrane potential; glutamate-gated receptor activity
Source: RefSeq, a predicted model, not a curated record